AUGGCGACUCUUCAUAAAUUCAAGCUUUUAGCAACGCAGUGCGCCGUUGCUGGAAGCCCAGGUAGUAGUCCUAUAACCAGUCCCGUUCUCCAUCUCCGCCGUCGCAAAACCUUUCGCAUGCUCCUCAACCGCUCUUCUGCCACCGGUCGUCGUCGUUUUCACCGAGAUCACGAAGACAGAGACAUCGUUCUUCCUCCUCAACCUCCGGUGCCGUCAACUACCUCCAACUCCGACGGCAAGAAAAAAUCCAACGAGAAAAAAAGCAGGAGAAAAUUAAAGGAACUCUUCGUGGCGUCGCCGCCGUUUGAAGCGAGAGAGAGUAACAAUAAAAGCUGUGAAGAAGAAAUCGAAGAUCCGUCACUGGUUACCGUUAGUUCUGGUGAAGAGCCUUCAAGUCGGGGCUCUGGUUCCCUCAGAACCGUAACUGCGUCGUUCCGGUAUAGAUUAUUAAGGAGGGCUUGGCGACCGAUGCUGGUUACUAUUCCAGAGUGA
Molecule: messenger RNA, 492 nt
Organism: Hibiscus syriacus
Lineage: Eukaryota; Viridiplantae; Streptophyta; Magnoliopsida; Malvales; Malvaceae
Exons: 1
Coding region: 1-492 (163 amino acids)
Source: RefSeq, a predicted model, not a curated record